AUGCGUGAUCACGUGUCGAGUCGCGUACUUGGGUUGAUGGCUGGAUAUUACCAGCAACCAUACCCUCAAUUCUAUCAACCGCAGAAUAUAUACCAACAGUUGGGGCAGCCACAACCUCAGCCUCAUCUGCAGGCCCAUCCAACUUAUGUGACCCAACCGCAGCAGCAGCAACAAGUUCCUCAAGCUCCUGGCUACUCGUAUCCUCAGCAACCCACAUACCCACAACCUUCCCCUACCCCUACCAUCCGUCGUGUACCAUCCUAUGUACCACCGUACAACCAAUAUCAACUGCCCGCUCAGCCACCACAGCAGCAGCCUCCACCAUCUCAGGUCUUUGCUCCUGCUCAACCCGUUUAUUCAUCAUAUUCCCAACCUCAUGUUCCUCAAAUUCCCCAAUCGUCCAUUGCCGUUACACGAAACGGGAACUUUACCCAGAUCCCCCGUCCACCUAUCGCCCCUUCUGCGAAUCUUGCUCAGCAGGCCCAGGCUGCCCAAGCUCAAGUUCAAGCACAACAGCCACAACCUCCUCCCAGCCGUCGCCCCCUUCCGAAACCUUCCCCAACUGCAAGAACACCAGCUCUGCCCCCCUCCAAUCUAAAUACACGCCCGCGAGCGACGACAGAAUCUGGGCCAGCCAGACCGUUUCCUCAGCCAAUUGCCACAUCACUCUCAUCUCAGUCAACCACAUCUGUACCAUCACCAACACGUAGUCGCCCGUUGCCCACACCCACAGUUGCAAAUAAGCGGUCAACUGUUGAUCUAGGGAAGCCUACCAAUUUUGCCCCAAUUCCCGUGGUCCAGUCCUCAUCGUCUAAUUUCACCUCAUCGUCAUCUACACUAAGACGAACACCAAGCCCUGUGAAAGCUCCUUUGCCUGCUCCCACCAACGAUGCAACGCCAACUCGUCUUUCACGCACGACGAGCUUCGCAACUAUGAAUGCAACUGAUACCACCACCAAGAGGCGCACAAGCCCUCCUACUUUCCGGUCCCAGCCUCCCUCGGCCUCGAGCAGCCCAACAAAGGCGAAUCCCCCAUCCAUGAAAUGGACUUCUUCCAACUCUACAAAUCCCAAUAGCAGGCCCGCAGCAACUCCUGCCUCGACCUCUGCUGAAUCAAGUUCACCUCCAAAGAAGUUUACUCCAAUCUGGAAACGCACUAUUCCAGACUAUCCGGCGCCUGUAUUUGGGUAUGCUGCUGGUAUGGUAUCAGAGCCUCAUCCGAAACCGGCUCAGCCAGCUGCUCAGGAUACGCCGACUAAGGCUAACCCUCAAGGGAAAGGGAAGUCCCCCGAGAAGGGCAAGGAAGUAAAGUCCUUGUUGCCAUAUCUUCAAGACUCUCCUGGUCAAAGUCAACCACCACCACAGCAGUUUAAUUAUCGCCAACCUGCGGUUCCCCAACCACCACCACCACCUCAGCAACAGCGUAUGUCUGGGUGGCAUGGCAGAGCUCCAGCAACUGCGCAGCAGGAGGAGACCACAGAGGAUGACGAUUCUGAUGACAGCGAUUCUGACGAAGAUGAUGAUGACGACGAUGACGAAGAAGAAACGGACGUAGAGUCAGCUUACCAUUACGAAGGCUCAGACUACAAUAGUGAAGAUCACUCUGAACGGGGAAGCAGAGCUCGAGAUCCUCCCCGUAAGGGACGCUUGCGCACCGAGCCUCGUAAAGAACCAAGCAGAAAGAAGGGCACUGCAAAAGUUACAAAGCCAAAGAAGAAGAAACGGCCUGCUCCAGAAGACAAGCGAUCAGUGCGGGCUUUGCAGGAUCGGCAGUGGGAGCGAGAGCAGCAGAGGUCGUAUGGAGAAUACGACCGGAGAAGAGAGCCGCCUUCAGAUCGGGAUCAACGAAGGUAUACAUAUACUGAAGAUCGAGAGGAGGUCCGUCGACCAGCCUAUCGGCAUGAACGUUCUUAUUCCGAGAGGGAUAGAAAAUUGGAAUACGACGACGAGCUGGACGCACCCAGAAGACGAUCUCCCACGAAAGGUUCACCGUCACGAGAUCUGGACUGGCCACAAGACAGACGGAGGGACGGACCUAGCCCUCAGUGGGGUAUUCGCAAUAUGCCACAGCGUCGAUCAGGGCCUGGCAGGCGUUACAGUGACGAAGCGGAUGAAGAGGAGUAUGAUGAUGAGGAGGAUGAUCAUUACCGUCGAGGAGAACAGAGGCGUGCAAAAGAGUUUCGCGAGCGAGGGUGGAAUGACGAUCCCAGUCCCAGACACGGUCGUGGAACUGGUCUUCCUCAACCCCCACCUAUGGUGCGUGAUGUUGGUGGAAGAGAGGGUGAUGCCAUCCGGAGGAAGGUGAAGAAAGUUCCCCUUAGAGAUGUCGAUGACGAGGAUGAACGAAACAUGGCUUUGCGGUUCGCUUCAUUUAAGGUUAGCAACGGAGAUCGAUCCCCAAAUUCUAGUAAUGGGGGUGGUGGGAACUGGCCUACCAACCUUCCAAGACUUCCACGUACACCUGGGGGAGGCACUCCUAGUGCUGGUUCUGCUAACAAUGGUGGAGAAGGAGGCUAUUUCGACCCUCGACCUAAUGGGUCUGCAGCAGCAUCAAGCUCUGGUUCUGCCUUUCGUGGACGUACCGUCAUUCAUCCCCGGGAAAACCUGAGGAAUAUCGACUUGGAUGAUUCACCUCCUCGCCCGUCUUCCACUAUCCUUCGCUCUCCCUCGCCUGCUGCAUCUGCAUCUUCUUCUGCGUUCAGCCAGAGAAGGGCAUUGCCACAGCCACAAGGGCAACCGUACGACGGUCCUCUGAGCAGUGCGGGUGAGCAGCUCCAGCGGAGACGGUCCUUGUAUUCCAUGCCCUCCAAACAACAGCAACAAUCAGAGCCAUCAGCGAGGGAGCGAAGGCCGCAAAGCCAGAUGUAUGCGUCUUCUUCUAACGUCGAUCACGCCUAUAGCGAACAAUCACAACAGCGACAUGAUACCCAACCGUCUUUCAACAUACAAUCAAAGCCACUACAAAUUUUCGGUCCACAUCCUACUAGGAUUCAACCGCAGACGCCGGCUCCUCCACGUUCAGUCAACAUCGAGUCUCCUGCUCCCAUUGGUGGUAGGGAAAGAAUGGCGGAUAUACCAAGGAUCGAACAGGGUGGAGAGGAUCAUCAUGGAAAACGGCAUGAUGGGUUACCCACCAUCAAUGUCGAUUCACUACCCAGGAUUUCUACGGCUCCCCCGUCUAUACCCAUGAUCAACAUUGAUUCUGGGCCACCUAGUGGAAGCAACAUCUCGGGUCCACAGAUCAACGUCGAGCCGGCGGAGUCGCGGCGCAAAGAAGCUCCUCCGAGGGUGCAGGUAUACGAGGUUCCUGGCGUCAGCGUUUCUGGGCCUGAAUACGAUGAUGGUCCGAACAUCAAGGUGUCUGGGCCGAAUGAUGAUGGGCCGCGGUUCAGAGGUCAACAACAACAGCAACAGCGGCCACAGUCCCAGUUUGGAGUUGGAGGAACGCCCAGUCGCCGGGGAGGCUUGAUAUGUGGCGGUUGCAAUGGUUCUAUUAUCGGCCGUAUCGUAAGCGCGAUGGGCUCCCGCUGGCAUCCGCAAUGCUUCAGGUGCACGGUAUGUGAGGAACUUUUGGAGCAUGUGAGCUCGUAUGAGCAUGACGGUCGUCCGUAUUGUCACCUUGAUUACCACGAGUGUUAUUCGUGCAAGACGGCGAUCAUUGAAGAACAGUUUAUAAGUCUGGACGACCCAGCGUUGGGUAAACGGACGUAUCACACUCAACAUUUCUUUUGCGCGGAGUGUGGAGAUCCAUUUUUGUCCCCUUCGAUUUCUGCCGACAACAAGGGCGAACUUGCAUUGAGUGGUGACGGUGACUUUGAAGGGUUCACCGUUUUCCGAGGCCAUCCAUACUGCGAGCCUUGUCAUGUCCGUCUUCGACUGCCAAAGUGUAAACGGUGCAAGAGGUCCAUUCGGGAUAAUGACCAAGCUGUUGAAGCGCUUGGAGGCAAAUGGUGUUGGAGCUGUUUCGUUUGCGAUAGCUGCUCAAAGCCCUUUGAAGACCCGUCUUUCUUCCAGAGAGACGAUCGGCCGUACUAUAAUCUUGGUGUAGACUUUUGA
Laccaria bicolor S238N-H82 is the source of this 4056-nucleotide messenger RNA. Its product is annotated as adaptor protein. The record is from RefSeq and is a predicted model, not a curated record. Bases 1 to 4056 code for a protein of 1351 amino acids. Lineage: Eukaryota; Fungi; Basidiomycota; Agaricomycetes; Agaricales; Hydnangiaceae. The transcript has 6 exons.